Messenger RNA from Polypterus senegalus (gray bichir), 1050 nucleotides. Its product is annotated as mitogen-activated protein kinase kinase kinase 14-like. Gene Ontology annotation, biological process: protein phosphorylation; positive regulation of canonical NF-kappaB signal transduction. Gene Ontology annotation, molecular function: ATP binding; protein kinase activity. The record is from RefSeq and is a predicted model, not a curated record. NCBI's taxonomy places the organism in Eukaryota, Metazoa, Chordata, Cladistia, Polypteriformes, Polypteridae. The coding region runs from base 1 to 1050 and encodes 349 amino acids. The transcript has 8 exons.
AUGAAUGGUGUCUUUCCUGGCCAGGAGCCCUUGAUAAUGGAAGGGUGGAAUAACUUUGUCUCCAAGGCCAUGUGUUUCAUCAGCACAAUAGGUGGCAACAACUGCUUGGUGGAUCUUCCAUGUUCACACCGACAGGGCUGCAUGGGAGUUGUAGUUCCCAUGGGUGGCUCUCUGAGUGACCUAAUAACAAUUGAAGGAUUUCUUCCAGAAAAAAAGGCACUCGAAUAUUUUAAAAUGAUUUUGGAUGCCUUGGAGUAUUUACAUAAGCAACGCAUAAUUCAUAAUGAUAUCAAAGCCGACAACAUCCUUCUUUCUGAGACGACAGAAAGACUUUUCCUUUGUGAUUUUUCUUUUGCUGAAAAGGUUCAAAUUGGACAUGAUAUAAUUUCAAAAGGAAAGACACAAGGAAGAACACAGACACAUAUGGCUCCAGAGGUUGCAAGGUGCGCAGGACACAACGAAAAGGCGGACGUGUGGAGUGCGACUUGUACACUGCUACACAUGCUCAAUGGCAGACAUCCAUGGAAAAAUAAAUAUUCCAGAUGCCCUGUCUUGGAUAUUGUGGUUGCUAACUGCAGCCCACCACUCUUUGAAAUCCCUGAAGACUGCCACAAGGAUACAAAAAGAAUUAUUAAAUUGGGCUUAAUAGUCGAUCCUUCCCAACGACCAACAGCCGGACUUUUACGGGAUGAAGUUGAUGAAAUGUUAUCUAAAUCUGGGCACAUGCUUUCUGUAUUUACAGAAACUAACCAAGUAUCUAAUUCACCACCGAGGGCUCAAGAACAUCUGUUAGAGUCGGUUGAUGACCAAUUGCCUCUGCUACUGGAAAACAUUGACAAUAUGGAGGCAAAAGAAGAUUUUACACAGAAAGACAGGUCUGAUGUGACAAUUCAGGAAAGAACCAAGGAAAAUGAAGAUGACCGAUGGAAUGUUAUCAAAACUUUUCGCAUGGACAGGUUAUCAACAUGUAAUUCUACAGAAGACAUAGAGGAAUGGUUAACUCUGACUUCUGACACCUGGAUAGCUGAUGAUAUUUUUUGGUCAGUGUAA